This is a messenger RNA of Agelaius phoeniceus (red-winged blackbird), 4052 nucleotides long. The record is from RefSeq and is a predicted model, not a curated record. Lineage: Eukaryota; Metazoa; Chordata; Aves; Passeriformes; Icteridae.
GUUCAUCAUCGGGAACGCGCGAGUGGAGAACUGCGCCGUGAUCUACUGCAACGAGGGCUUCUGCCGGCUCUGCGGGUACUCGCGGGCCGAGGUGAUGCAGCAGCCCAGCACCUGCGACUUCCUGCACGGGCCCCGCACGCAGCGCCGCGCCGCCGCCCAGAUCGCACAGGCGCUGCUGGGCGCCGAGGAGCGCAAGGUGGAGAUCUGCUUCUACCGCAAGGAUGGCAGCUCCUUCCCGUGCCUGGUGGACGUGGUGCCAGUGAAGAACGAGGAUGGCACCGUCAUCAUGUUCAUCCUCAACUUCGAGGCCGUGAGGGAGCCUGAGCCCGGGGAGGCCCCGACCCCCAGCACCAACCACUGGGUCACCCCGGCCCCCUGGGGCCCUGCAGGGCGCAGCCGGUCCCUGCGGCUGAAGCUGCUGGCGCUCACGGGCAGCCGCCAGUCGCUGCCCCCCGAGCCCCCGGAGCCGCCGGACGUGGUGGUCGUGGACCCGGGGGUCAUGGAGCCUCUGGCCACGGAGCCGGCCCCGGCCGCCAGCGAUUCGGGCCCCGAGGACGCCUCCUCGUCGCUGGAGCCCGGAGCCGGGGACCGUCCCGAGGACGAGGCGGCGCUGAUGGGGGACCCCGAGCCGCCGGUGACGCAGUCCUCGCCGCGGGCCGAGCGCCUGGCGCUGGCCUUCGCCAACCACAGCCUGGCCCGGAGCCGCUCUCGGGAGCGCCGGUCCCGGGAGAGCCUCCGCAGCCUCCGCCGGGCCUCGUCCGUCGAUGACAUCGAGGCCAUGAAGGGGGACGGGGACAAGCGCUGCCACAGCCGCCACGCCAGCGCCAGCGCCGGCACCGGCCUGCACCGCGGCUCCAGCACCGGCGCGGUGGCCGCCGUGCGCAGCGCGCUGCUCAACUCCACGUCGGACUCGGACCUGGCGCGGUUCCGGGCCAUCGGCCGCAUCCCCCAGAUCACCCUCAACUUCAUGGACCUGCAGCCGGGGGGGCUCCUGGCCCCGCCGCCGGCCCCCCGGCCCAUCAUCGCCCCCACCAAACUGCGCGACCGCACCCACAACGUCACCGAGAAGGUCACUCAGGUGCUGUCCCUGGGUGCUGAUGUGCUCCCCGAGUACAAGCUGCAGGCGCCGCGCAUCCACCGCUGGACCAUCCUGCACUACAGCCCCUUCAAGGCCGUGUGGGACUGGCUGAUCCUGCUGCUGGUCAUCUACACGGCCAUCUUCACGCCCUACUCGGCCGCCUUCCUGCUCAGCGACUCGGAGGAGGCGCAGCGGCACCACUGCGGCUACUCCUGCAGCCCGCUCAACGUGGUGGACCUGAUCGUGGACAUCAUGUUCAUCAUCGACAUCCUCAUCAACUUCCGCACCACCUACGUCAACUCCAACGAGGAGGUGGUCAGCCACCCCGCCAAGAUCGCCAUCCACUACUUCAAGGGCUGGUUCCUCAUCGACAUGGUGGCCGCCAUCCCCUUCGACCUGCUCAUCUUCGGCUCUGGCUCCGAGGAGACCACGACGCUGAUCGGGCUGCUGAAGACGGCGCGGCUGCUGCGGCUGGUGCGGGUGGCGCGGAAGCUGGACCGGUACUCGGAGUACGGGGCGGCCGUGCUGUUCCUGCUGAUGUGCACCUUCGCCCUGAUCGCGCACUGGCUGGCCUGCAUCUGGUACGCCAUCGGCAACGUGGAGGGGCAGCGCACGGGCUGGCUGCACGCGCUGGGACAGCAGAUCGGCAAGCCCCUGAACGGCAGCUUCGGGCCCUCCAUCAAGGACAAGUACGUCACGGCGCUCUACUUCACCUUCAGCAGCCUCACCAGCGUGGGCUUCGGCAACGUGUCCCCCAACACCAACUCCGAGAAGAUCUUCUCCAUCUGCGUCAUGCUGAUCGGAUCGCUGAUGUACGCCAGCAUCUUCGGGAACGUGUCGGCCAUCAUCCAGCGGCUGUACUCGGGCACGGCGCGCUACCACACGCAGAUGCUGCGCGUGCGCGAGUUCAUCCGCUUCCACCAGAUCCCCAACCCGCUGCGCCAGCGCCUCGAGGAGUACUUCCAGCACGCCUGGUCCUACACCAACGGCAUCGACAUGAACGCGGUGCUGAAGGGGUUCCCCGAGUGCCUGCAGGCCGACAUCUGCCUGCACCUGAACCGCAGCCUGCUGCAGAACUGUGCCCCGUUCCGCGGCGCCACCAAGGGCUGCCUGCGGGCGCUGGCCAUGAAGUUCAAGACCACCCACGCGCCCCCCGGGGACACCUUGGUGCACGCCGGGGACGUGCUCACCGCGCUCUACUUCAUCUCCCGCGGCUCCAUCGAGAUCCUGCGCGGCGACGUCGUGGUCGCCAUCCUGGGUAAGAACGACACCUUCGGGGAGCCGCUGCACCUGCACGCCCGGCCCGGGAAGUCGCGGGCGGACGUGCGGGCUCUCACCUACUGCGACCUGCACAAGAUCCUGCGCGAGGACCUGCUCGAGGUGCUCGACAUGUACCCCGAGUUCUCCGACCGCUUCUGGGGCACCCUCGAGAUCACCUUCAACCUGCGCGACACCAACAUGAUCCCCGGCUCCCCGGGCAGCGACGAGCUGGACGGAGGCUUCUCCCGCCUGCGGCGCCGCAAGCUCUCCUUCCGCCGGCGCCCCGAGAAAGACGCCGCCAGUCCCGGGGAGUCCCGGGCGCUGCGGGGGGACGGCGGCGGGGGCCAAGCGCCCGGAGCCCCCCGAGGCCCGGCCGAGUGGGACCCCCCCAGCCCCUCCAGCUGCGGCUCCAGUGACGAGGAGGAGCCCCCCGCGCCCCCCCCGGGCGCCACCGCGCUGUCCCCGUUCCGCAGCGCCGCCCCGGCGCCGCCCGAGCCCGAGGAGCGGGAGGGCAGCGACAUGUGCAACCCCCUCUCAGGCGCCUUCUCGGGGGUCUCCAACAUCUUCAGUUUUUGGGGUGACACCCGAGGCCGCCAGUACCAGGAGCUCCCCCGUUGUUCCCACGGGGCUCCCCCAAAUCCCCCCCCGACCCUGACCCGCCGCCAGCGCUCCGACCUGGAAUCCCGCUUGGAUCUGCUCCAGAAACAGCUCAACAGGCUGGAGUCCCGGCUGAGCUCGGACAUCUCCUCCAUCGUGCACCUGCUGCAGCGCCAGGUGCUGGUGCCCCCCGCCUACAGCGCCGUGACCUCCCCGCACCAGCCCCCGCCGGGGCCGCUGCCCCCCACCCUGCCCAUCACCCCCAUCCGCCCGCUCGCUCAGGUCCCGCGCCCCCCGCGCGCCCCGGACCCCCCGGACGUGGUGCUGCUGCUGGAGCCGCCCCCCCCGCGGCGCCGCUCCCUGCCCGGGGCGCUGCCCCCGCCCGCGGGGACCCCCCCGGGGACCCCCCCGCUGCAGAGACACUGCUCCGACCCCGGCAGCUAAUGGGAGCGCCGGGGCGCGGCGGGACCCCCGGAGCCACGGGACCCCCGACCCCGGAAAGCGGGACCCCCGCAGCCCUCGGAGCCCAGGACGUGGGACCCCUGGGGCCCUCAGAGCGCGAGACACGCGACCCCCAGAGCCCAGCACGGGGAACCCCCGAGCCCGGAGUGUGGGAGCCCCGGAGCCCUCAGCCCUGGACGCCGCCGCCCGGGACCCCCGGAACCCUGCAAGUCCUGGAGCCCUGGGACCCCCAGCCCUGGAAGGUGGGACCCCCAGAGUCCUCGGAGCUCCCCACCCUGGCACCUGGGAGCCCUGGGAGCCCUGGGGGCUGGCACGUGGGACCCCCAGAGCUGCAGGACCCCUGUCCCCAGCAUGUGGGACCCCCAGAGCCCAGGCCAUGGGACAUGCAGAGCCCUGGGGCCCCUGAGCCCGGAAUGGGGGGACACAGAGCCCCCAGCCCAGGGUCCCCAGAGCCCUGGGACCCCUGAGGGUGGGGACACAGAGCCCCCAGCCCUGGGGUCCCCAGAGCCUUCCCGGGCCUGGCCCGCCGGGGCUCCGGCCCCACGGACACUGCCCUCGGUGCCGGCGGCCCGCGGGGGAGCUCGGGGCCGCCGGGACCCCCCGUUACCCCGCCUCACCCCAGGGCCCCUGCCCGGACUGUCAGACUGUGCUGCUC